Messenger RNA from Aspergillus uvarum CBS 121591, 1023 nucleotides. RefSeq lists its product as uncharacterized. Lineage: Eukaryota; Fungi; Ascomycota; Eurotiomycetes; Eurotiales; Aspergillaceae. The transcript has a single exon. Bases 6 to 914 code for a protein of 302 amino acids. The record is from RefSeq and is a predicted model, not a curated record.
AAACAAUGGAAAAGUACGCGCUUGCCUCUUGUUGUCUGUGUAAAUUGCUUCUCAUUCUCACCACCCAACCUCUAGGAGACGGGUCGAUCCACGAAACAUACUGUCGCGUUUGCUUCCGCGAGAAGAACCUGGAGCCUUGUCUGACCUGUCGACUGGCAUUCCACACCGACUGUCUGCCGACCGGUUGGAUACGAGACGCCGACUACCACAUGUUCUGCUCUGUCUGUGUCCGGCGCGAGUGGCAUAUCUCUCCGCCGACAUUGACACCUCCUGCCUCACCGCGACUGACGGGGGUAGAGACGUCUGAUGCAGCCCCCGCCGCCUCUCCAGCUGUCCACCACAACACUCUGUCUUCUACGUCAUUGCAUUAUACCGAUCUAACGCAACCUAAACCGCUCAUCAUCUCCCCGCUCCCCGAACAUAGCAUCACCCUUCAACCCAAUCCAGCCAGCGACACCACGAUCACAUCAACCCAUAUCCCCGUCACAUACCCCGACCCAUCCCCCCCGCCAGCCCGCCGCAACCGCAAAUCUCGGUACACGAAUCUCCCCGCCGACGUCGACGCCUCGCUGAACGUCCUCUACCGCGAGCUGGAGUCGAACGCGUCGCUGCGGCUCGAGAACGAAGAGCUGCGCGAGGAGAAUCUGCGGUGCCAGCAGAUUAUCCAGAUCCGGGAUCUAAGCCUGACGGCGCUGCGGCGCGAAUUAGAGUAUCGACGGUCUUCAGAAAAAGAGAUGGAGACGCUGCGCACGACGGCGGCGCAACUGGAAGGCGCGAGGAAGGAAGUGCAGGAGCUGCAGGCGCGGAAUGAGGCAUUGGAGGCGGAGUUGGAGACGUCGAGGCAGGAGGCGGCUGAGGCGAGGGAGAUGGUGAGUGACUGGAAGGCGAAGCUGUCCACGCUGUUGGGGAGUUGAUCAUAUACUGAAACUACUGGGAUGGCUUAUGCCGUUUGGGGCUUGGAUUUGUAUAUAAAGACAUGAUUCUCGUUCUUUGGCAAUCGUAAGAACCUCGUAGAAGACUCUG